Molecule: messenger RNA, 8000 nt
Organism: Acipenser ruthenus (sterlet)
Lineage: Eukaryota; Metazoa; Chordata; Actinopteri; Acipenseriformes; Acipenseridae
Product: androgen receptor
Exons: 8
Coding region: 823-3351 (842 amino acids)
Biological process (GO): male gonad development; regulation of DNA-templated transcription; androgen receptor signaling pathway
Cellular component (GO): nucleus
Molecular function (GO): sequence-specific DNA binding; nuclear receptor activity; zinc ion binding
Source: RefSeq, a predicted model, not a curated record
CACACACACACACACACACACACACAAACACACACACACACACACACACACACACACACACAAUAUUGUGGAUUAAAGGCAACAACGAUUAACAUUUCCAAUUAAUUAAAACUUGCCAGACGGUUUACUUGACAUUCUGGUUGGCCAGGACCCAUGGAAUUUCAUAUUUAGAGUCCAGGGCUGAAUGCCAAGCUCGGUUGCCAGAUACUGCAAAGACACACGCACAUACACACACACUCGGGACUUUGGAACACAGGUCUGUAGCAUUACGACAGACACUAAAGAUGAAGCAAAAUCACAGAUGAAACAGCAAACACCUAUAACUCGGCUUUUGACAGACGACCAAGACAUCGUUGCACAUUUCAGCUGCUGCGCUAGGAACUUUCCUGUAUGCUCAAACGAUCACAGGGCGUACUCGACAACAAGCUAAGGAGAAUGUAUUUAGUAGAAUUGUAUUUGCGACGGAGAGGUGAGCUUGAAGAAUAAGCAAGGAAUUGUUUCUAGGUUUUUGUUUGGACUAGUAUUACCUUUGUAUUGAACUCUAAAAUUAAGAUUUGAUUUUACCAACACGAAUCAUUGGACUGCAUGAAUUAUGUGUAUGGAUUUGGAUUUGUUUCAUGGAUUUGUAAAUAGCAAUGGCGCAGCAGUAGCAGUAAAUGCAUGUUUACAAGCAUUUGAUUUUUUUCUCAACUUUUAUUGACUGGUCUACUGGCUGCGCCUUUUUAAGCGUCACAUGCGAUUUAAUACUAUAUGCAUUUGCAUUCGAUUUAAUUUCAUUUCCAUGUAAUUUUAAUAAAACAAUAAAUUGGGACAUUUAAAAUUAUGGAUAUUCAGAUUGGAUUAGCAGGACUUCGUGACUCCCCGAACAAUCAUUUUUGUGGUACUUUCGAAAACGUUUUCCAUGGCGUGCGAACUCCGUUCCAAAACUGCCAAAUCUUCGACUCGAAGUACGGAUGGGAGAUGCGCCAAACUAGCAACCAUUUAGGUCCAUACUUCGAGUCGUCGCUUAUUUCUGGGAGUCCAGUGGGUGAGUUCCAGCGUGCUACCUUUGCCAGACAGCUCAUUGCUCCAGACAGGUCUCGCAACUUUAUGAAGAGAAUAAUGAGCAGCGGCAGCGAAUUCUCUGCAGCAGGAGCGGUGGAGGAGGGUGUUUGCGCCUCAUUCUUCUCUCCCUUGCCCCACUGCAGCCUGGACCAGCAAGCUCCAGUAUCCUUUCCACCACAAAAUGACAGAGAGUAUAAUGACAGCGACGCCUGCUUGCGAAUGCUAAGCAGGGGCACCGAUUCAUCCAGCACCACCAUCUCUGAAACUGCCAGGGAGCUCUGCAAGGCAGUCUCGGUAUCGCUGGGUUUAAACAUUGAAUCAAACGAGAUGAAUGACUUGAGAUUAGACCAUGGCUCAUCUCUCAGUAGUGAUCGAAGUCAAGGAGACUGCAUGUUCCAAGUGCCUUUACCAGGGUGCUCGGCCCCUGGAACAAGUGCCCUGUUAUCAGAGUGCAAACGAUCCAGUGCACAUGAUGGCAGAUCAGUGCAAAAUGAUAAGGAUGGUGGAAUGUUUAAUGGACCCCUCGCGAAUGAAAGUACGAAUGGGGUGACCCCACUCCAACACCACAGCAUUGGGCAUUGUGAAGGGGGCGAGAUGGUCGCAGAAGUCAAACAGAAGGAUGCCCCUGCGAAUUUUAAAAUCACGGGUUGCGAAGACUCUGAAGAUCGUGUAAAUAUGGAUGGAGAUCACUCAGCCCCCUGUCAGGCUGUCCAAUCGGCGCCAUCAAACAUGGCAAACUGUGUGCAGAAUCAAAACUGGCCAGGGAACAUGCCGCACAAAAACGCACCUCUUCUGGGUCAAUUAGAAACAAUGACCGAGGGUACAGGUGGCGAGUACCCUACACAUUUCAGCCUGACCCCCAGCGUUAGGAUAAAGACUGAAAAACAGAACAACGAAUGGGGUGCCCAGUGUAGGUACAAAGACAAUGACCGUGUAGCUUACGGGUCUUCAGCGCCUGCGACCCUUUCACAGGACACAGGGCGAUGCGGGCUGUUUGUCUGCAGUCCAUUGGAAAACUGGAGGAGCAACGAUCUGUGUGCACAAGAUGGAGUGGCAACAGAACCGUGGUACCCCGGUGGAAUGGUGGGGAGAAUGCCAUAUAACAAAUUACCUUGUUUGAAAACCGACAGGAAUGACUGGACUCCUGUACCCUACGGUGACCCACGGUGGGAGGGGGGCAGAGACACUCUUUUCCCAAUGGAGUAUUUCUUCCCGCCCCAGAGGACCUGUCUGAUUUGUAGUGACGAAGCGUCGGGGUGUCACUAUGGAGCGCUCACCUGCGGCAGCUGCAAGGUGUUCUUCAAGAGAGCGGCUGAAGGAAAACAGAAGUACCUGUGUGCCAGCCGAAAUGACUGCACCAUUGAUAAGCUCAGGAGAAAGAACUGCCCAUCCUGUCGCCUCCAGAAGUGCUUCGAGGUUGGAAUGACUCUUGGAGCUCGAAAGCUGAAGAAGAUGAAAGGAGCAGAAGAUAUUGGCAAUCAACCCCAGAACAAUGCAAUGCAGAAUGCAGCAAUGCAACAGAUUGACAUUGCGAGAAUGGAGGUGUUCCAGAACCAGCCGGUUUUCCUUAAUGUCUUGGAGGCUAUUGAACCAGACACGGUGUUCGCAGGUCACGAUAACGGACUGCCUGAUUCCUCUGCAAACCUGCUGACCAGCUUGAAUGAACUGGGGGAGAGGCAGAUGGUGCUCAUGGUGAAGUGGGCGAAAGGACUGCCAGGUUUUCAAAAUUUGCAUGUGGAAGACCAAAUGAAAAUUAUUCAGUAUUCGUGGAUGGGGACCAUGGUGUUUGCUAUGGCAUGGAGGUCCUUUAAGAACGUCAAUUCCACCAUGCUGUACUUUGCUCCAGACCUUGUAUUCAACGAGUUGCGAAUGCACAGAUCCAAGAUGUUUGAGCACUGCAUAGCAAUGCAACACAUUGCUCAGGAGUUCCUUUGCCUUCAGAUCACCCAGGAAGAGUUCUUGUGCAUGAAAGCGCUGCUCUUCUUCAGCAUCAUUCCAGUGGAAGGCCUGAAAACGCAGAAGUAUUUCGAUGAGCUGCGGCUGAAGUACAUCCAGGAAUUGUACCACAACUGUGGAAUGAACACCCCCCUGUACGGUACUCAGCGGUACCACCAGCUCACCAAACUCCUGGAUUCUCUUCAGCCGAUUGUGAGGAAGCUACACCAGUUUACAUUGGACAUGUACGUCCAGACUCAGGGGCAUGCAAGCAGCAUCCAGUACCCUGAGAUGAUGACCGAGAUCAUCUCUGUGCAGGUGCCAAAGAUCCUCGCCGGCAUGGCGAAGCCAAUCCUGUUUCACAAGCAGUGACGUUCUUCUCUACCCUCAAUCUGACACGUGUCACGUGCUGCCCAUCCUCUGUACAUUUCAGCCAUCUUCACUCACAUUUAGUCAACAGGCAGGGGGCCAGCAGUGUCUCCAGCAUUGUCUCCAGCAGUGUCUCCAGCAUUGUCUCCAGCGUUGUCACCAGCAUAUUCUCCAGCAUUGUCUCCAGCAGUGUCUCCAGCAUUGUCUCCAGCGUUGUCUCCAGCGUUGUCUCCAGCAUGUGCUCCUAGACCAUUUUUUCCUCGAGACUUUUUUUUUCAUUGUGAUGCUUUUCAUUGAGCCUCCUUUAAAAAAAAAAAGGAAUACAACACAUUUAUUGUAUAUAGUGGUGUGUAAUCAUGAGAAAAGCUGUUUACAAGAUCCAUUACAUGUCAGAUUAAAAAAACAAAAAAGAAGUCUGAUAAAUAUUAUUAUCCCUAUCUUGUAAACAGUACAAUGCUACCUGUCUGUAAAAAAAAAGAUGCAACUUCACAAACUGCUUUAAAAUAGUUCAUUUCUACUCCUCAUCCAAUACGCUCCGCACAUUUGAAUUCUAUUAGUAGAGUUUAAUUCAAAGCUAUCCAAGGAAGCGGUUUGGGGGUUAGUGCUACGAGAAAGAGAAGGCAGGACCAAACAGCACACGUCCCAACGAUGGCAUGGAUGUUCAUUAUCCCUGACGCUGUGGGCAUGCUCUUUGAGUUAUUACCAAACACAUCACAAGCAGAUGACUCAAGAGAACCAAAAUAACUGCUGCCUGGAAUUAUAUGAUCCUAGAACUGAUGUCUUUAAACACGUUAAGUAAAGUAGUCUGUUUGUUUUUCCUACUUUUGCUUAACUCAUUUGACUGUAUUAUUAGAUAUAAUUAGCACAUCUGCAGUGAAUCGUAUACACUGUUACAAUGCUUCUAAUACAUUAUCCUUAUGAUGAACGAUAUUCAUAGAAUAUACAGUGCCAGCACUUCUUGACAAUGACAUACAACUUUGUCCUAUAACAACACCAGAUGUCUUGUAAGAAUAUGUUUCUAUUGCAGAUGAAGUCCAGUACUAGUGCUUUCGUUUAGUUUUAAUUUCUGGGUUAAGUGUGCAGUAAUUAUCAACAAAAGUGUAGCAUAGCAACGAAACCUAAUGUUGCUGCUUGUAAAAUAUUCCCUAUUCAUAAAACACUAACUGGUAUCUGAUCAAGAUCCAGUAUUGCCUUGAGUGAGUUUUAAGCCAAAAUAAAUCUAGCAGUGAGAAUGACUUGUUAGCAUAUACCAUGAGUCAGCAUACAGCACAAUACAGACACUGUGUUUGCAGAUGCUUGCACGUCUGUGGAGCAAACUGUAUGAUAAUAUCAGUGUAGUGCUUGCAGCAGGCUUGCUUUGAAUUCAGAACUAUAUCACAUGGAAUGCAGUCUUUGCUUCAGCAGCAAUAACUGGUUUCCUUGUAAUGGGUGAUAAUGAAAUUAUUCAAUUAUUUCAACACGUUGUAAUUUAAAAGCACCACCCACUGUUUUCUAUAGACGGAAUGGUUCUUUUACCAAAUGGCAACAGUUUACAUAUGAUAAUAGAAACUUAGCUGUUUUUAAACCAGAUACACUUUUUAACGCCUGGAUAAACACUUUCCUACGCUAUUUGCUACCUAGUAUUUUGUGUUGUUGUUGUGGUUUUUUUUUUAUAUGAAACUUUGUUAUACUUUGUAAAUGGCUGUUAAAAAAAAAAGUUAGGGGAAAAAAAAGAUUUCCUUCUGAAGGUUAUUAAGUUGUGAUAGAAAAUGAAGUUACGGAAGUGUAGUCAAUUCAUUUAAAUGACUUCAGGUCUCCAUACAGAACCAUUGUUGAUUACAGUAUUACAAUCUGAACCUCUACUAAGGUUUUACAUGCCUUCAUAGAGCAAUGGCACCGGACUCCUAAAACAUUUACCACCAUGCUGCUGAGUUGCUGAUUUAACAAAUCUUUAAAUAAAGAACUCAGUCGGUUUAUUUUCAGGGCAGACUAAGCAGUCUGGUAAAUGCUUUGGGAAUUUGGCCCUGAAGAUUCUCACAUGCACACAGGCACUGUUUGAGAAGCUUUUAUUACCUUCGUUGUUUUAGAUGUGCAACUCUUUGAAUCAGUUGGAUAGACCUCACUUGUUUUGUAACUCUGCCAAACGUCUUAACAAUAAGUGAGCUGCACGAUGUGGAGGCAAGAUUGCUUGCUGGAAGUCAGCCUUUGGGUAUAGGAGUUAUUUGUAUAUGUUGUAUUGUACUUUGUGUUUCAAUUGCACCAGGGUCUUCAGAAAUAGGAUUCCCUGUAAAAAGAUACGAUCAUGACAUUUUUAUGCUGUUAAUGAUUAUUUCAAGGGUGAAAUGUGCUAGUUUGGAAUACAUUAGGAGACUGAUCAUAAGGUUAAUCUCAGAACAAGGGAAAUUAAUUGCCAUUUAGAGAAGAUGGCUGUAGGUUACCAGCUCAAUGUAGCUGUAGACCCAACAGCCAGAUAAAACAUUUUGAUUGAAAUUUCUUUCUGUUGGUAUUCGAAGAUUUUUACUCAAAAUCUGCUUUGAUAGUGAUGUAUAUAAUUAGUAUUGCAGAUUUCUGUGCUGCGUUCAAUUUUUUAAACAUAUUUCUCAUUCUACAAUUUUACAUUAGAGUCAUUUUUUGUAAACAGAAACCCCUUUCAAACGUGGAAACUAGCUACCUAAUUCUGCAUCGUUUUACUACCUUAUGUUACAAAUUGUUUUUGCAAAUAUCUUACUUUUACUGUACAUUUUUUUUGUGUGUGUGUUCAUGGGUACUAUCAUGAAAUAUUGUGUGUACUCUGUAGAUGAUUUUCAGGUGCUUAACACCCCAUUUAGAAACUGUAAUCAGACUGUAUCCUCAUUCAGGGAUUAUGGGUUGAUAGUGUGCGUACUGUACAUUCAAGUCCAGGUAUGUUUUUAGUUCUUCCCAUUCUAUUUGUUUUGAUUAAAAGCUGUCAGAACGCUGCCUGACAAUGCGACUUACUGUGGGGAAGUCAACCAGGAGCCAGGGAUACUUUUGAUUUUAAUCUUAAAACAAUUUGGUACAGGAGAGUAUCUUUCCAGAUGUCAGUGGUCAGUGCAAAUCCCUCACAUUAUUGAAUGAAAGGAUAGACCACCGUCUGGCAAAUAUGGAGCCAUCCCUCACAGGGGGUGAGGGUGAGCCUGGAAACUCGUAUGUAGCAGUGCCUUGAUCUUACAAUACAUUCUUACAUGGUGAAGAACAUACAGGUCUAAAUCAUGCCAUAUGCUAAGCUCAGACUUGAAUGUACAGCCCUGUUCUAGGGGGUGUAGUUUAAAGGUGCAGCAUCCCAUGCAGCUCAGCCAGUGAUUCAUGUCGGGUUGUCGGUGUAACAAGAACACCCUUUUGAAAUUUCUGUUUGACUUUACUGAGCUUGUGUCCCUACAGAUACAACUUUUGGGGAUGUAGAGAAACUGUAAACAGGGUCUCAGGUAGAGUGCACAGGCUAGUCUAGUGAUAAAGAAACAGUGAGCGUGGGACAUUGCCCCUUUAAAUACAUUUGUGUAGUUUUAAUUAUUAUUAUUAUUAUUAUGAUGAUGAUUGCUAGUAUUGUUAUUAUUAUUAUUAUUAUUAUUAUUAUUAUGAUUGCUAGUAUUGUUAUUGUUGUUAACUAUUAAGCAGCACCUAUUUGGGAUAGGUCAUGGCUCUCAGUGGUUUGAUUUCAGUCCAGGUAGGCUAUGGGUAGAGGGCUGUAUACAAGUACAAGUAGGCACAGGUUCAGGUAGAAGUACAAGCAUGUUGCUUUUGUUAUUGUUGUGGCUGCUCUGUGGGACACCCAACACCUUUCUGGAGCACAAAACAACAACAGCUAAACCCUAUGAAGGCUAUAUAAGGUACAUUAGUACAUUAGUUUUGUACCAUGUUGUCGCACUCACAGCUGAACAAGCUUGGCUUUUCUCCCUUGUUUUACUUGAUUGGUUGCACUUUGAGCUUGCAUGUAUAAUAAGCGUCCAGCCCAAAUUGUUCUGUUUUCCUGUCAUUAAUAGUAACAUUAAACGGAUACUAACAUAACUAGAGUAUUCUUCUUUUGUUAAUUGCUGUUGCUUCUGUAUUCCCGAUACUACGUAAUAUUUUUAAAGGUUCAGCGUUUCCUUCUCACUUGACUCUACAGGGCCCCCUGGUGCUAGAAACAGAAACGCGUUGACAGGGGUACCCAGACAUAUGUUGCCCACUCCUCAUGUUCAGACAGAAACCAGCUAUGCUGUACUUUGUGUUUCAAUUGCACCAGGGUCUUCAGAAAUAGGAUUCCCUGUAAAAAGGUACAAGCAUGAUAUUUUCAUGUUGUAAAGUUAAUUAUUUCAAAGCCAUUGUUACUCAAGGGAGAAAUGCUAGAAAUGCUUGUGUCUGUUCAGUGCAAGACCCCAUGUCAUACUAUGAGGUUGCAUUCAUCUAUAGAAUCUGGUACAUUAACAGACUGCGGCACGUUUGUCCGUGUGGCUCGAGGUACUGUAGUGCCAAAAAAAAAAAAAAAUGCUGUUUUUUUUUCAGGGAGACGGGAGAAAUAGAAACCGAAAAUCAAUAAAUCGUAGAAGACAAGAUGUUGGCUUUCUGAAACUUUAAAUUAACUUUGAAAAUGGCUGUUAACAACAGAGAUUCUGUACUUAUUAUUUUUGUAUUAUUUCCGAAUUCUCUGAUCUCAAUAAAGCAAGAUUUCUUUUUCA